CAUUGGUUGGUUAUUAAAUAAAAGGUAAAAGAAGUGGGCCAAUCUACUAUUUGGACUUACGGAGGGAGUAAUAAAUUUGUUAGGUAGGUAGAUAUUAAUGAUGAAGAUAAAGGAAAGUCACAGUUAGUUAGUGCAUGUACUUAUUAUUAAGUUGAAAACAUAUUAAUUAGUGGAAGUACAGAGGGAUAAUUUCCACUCAAUGUUUCCUUUUCAACAAGUCAAUGAUAAUGAUAACCACCAGCUCCUUUAUCUGCCAACAAACACCAAUUCUUCUUCUUUUCUAAAUUAUCAAGACACCACCCAUGUCCAAGAUCUUAUUACGGAUCUUGCUCCAUUCGAUUCAUUAUUGGAAGUGGACACAAAUUACUAUAACUUGACCAACACCAGAAAUAUCAAGAGGAAGAGCAAAAACAUUCCAAAAAGAAUUCUAGGAACUCAACUGUGCAAAUUUUAAUCGUUCAAAGGCUCUACGCAAAGGGAAGGCAUUAGUUUGAUUGUUUGUGGCACUCGUUCGGCAUUGAGAGUACGAUCCAGGUUCCAGUUCUACACCCCGUGGCUGAUACGCGAGGGUGACAUCUUCAGUCAUUCAGGAUGGUGAGGACGCGAUCAACCGCUACUGGAGGCCAGGAGUCUGUACCUGCACCUGCACCUACACCCGCACUUGCAUCCAUACCCGUUGCCCGAGCAGCUGUCCGUGGGCGAGGUAGAGGACGAGGCAGGGGCAGAGGCCGUGCAGCUAAUCCAAAUAGGAGCCAAGCACCAGCAUCUGCUCAGGACCCUGACAGAGAUUUAACUCGGGAGCUUGACGACAUUCCGGGAGAGGAGAUUAGGGCUGCUGAGGCACAGCUUGGGGUCGCAGCUACUCCUGAUUUUCAGGAGGCUGUGCUUCGAGUGUUGGGGUACUUUGACAGUUUGGCUCAGGUGGGCAUGAUUCCAGUUUCUCCAGAUGGAUCGCAGCCUAAAGUGGGAGGUCAUACUCCCGAUGCUACGGUUGCUCCAGGAUUUCGGACAUCGAGGGUAUUACCGGCUGCAGCAGUGGCUCCCCGUAUUGAUGCCGCUCCAGCGCUUGAUUUUGCUCCAAGGCUUAUGGAUGGGCCAGUGUUGACCAGCGAGGAGCGAAAAUAUUUCGAGGGAUUUACCAAAAUGUCUCCUCCUUGGUUCCAUGGCACUCCCAGGGAGGAUGCGUAUGAGUUUAUCGUUAGCUGCCAUGAGAUGCUUCAUAAGUUGGGUCUAGUGGAGUCUCACGGGGUCGAUUAUGUUUCUUUCCAGUUAGUUGGGGAUGCCAAGCAGUGGUGGAGAUCGUACAUGGAGUGUCGACCAGUUGGCUUGCAACCUUUGACCUGGACCCAGUUCUACCAGGUGUUUCUGGAGAAGUAUGUCCCUCGUACUCUGAGAGACAACAGGAAGGAUGAGUUUUCAACAUUGGAGCAACGGGGUAGGUCGGUUGCGGAGUAUGAGACCAGAUUUCUCGCUUUGUCCCGUUAUGCGACGGCAUUACUUCCCACAGAGGCUGAGAGAGUGAGGAGAUUUGUGAAGGGUUUGGACCUUCCGCUUCGGCUGGCGACCUUACAGUUAGAGGCCUCUGGGGCCUCAUUUCAGUCAGUAGUAGAGCAUGCCAGGAGGGUUGAGUCAGAGAUGGGUCGGGCACAUAGUGGGGGUGGCGACAAGAAAGCUCGUGGAUUUGAUUGUUUCAGAGGUCCUAUUAGAGGUGGGGGACGCCUUGACAGGGUUUGUCAUCAUCCCUACAGCCGCCCCAUCCAGUCAUCACUACAGGCUUUGGCAGGUGGUUCUUCAGGUUAUAGCGGGCAUAAUUCUGAGCAGACUUCCCGAGGUUCUUACUCUCGACCUUCAGACCGCGGAGGGUAUUCUGGUUCUUCUAUGACAGUUCAGCAGCCUACAGCCAGAGGAGCAUGUUUUGAGUGUGGUGAGACAGGGCAUUUCGCGAGAGAGAGUCCUAGAUCCAGGCAAGGUUCUAGAGUUCAGAUAUCUAGGCCUCCAGCACCGCCAGCUAGAGGAGGAGGAUAUUCUGGUAGAGGGGGUUCGCAGUCUGGCAGGGGUGGCCAUCAACCUAGCAGAGGUGGUCAUCAGUCGAGUAGGGGCAGCACUCAGUCAGUAAGAGGAGGAUCUCAGGCAGGCCAUGGUAGUCGUGGAGGCACACAGUCCGAGGGUGGACGUACUCAUUUCUAUGCAUUUCCGGGUAGACUAGAGGCCGAGGCCUCUGAUGCGGUUAUCACAGAUUUUAAUCGUUCAGAGGCUCUACGCAAAGGGAAGGCAUUAGUUUGAUUGUUCGUGGCACUCGUUCGGCAUUGAGAGUACGAUCCAGGUUCCAGUUCUACACCCCGUGGCUGAUACGCGAGGGUGACAUCUUCAGUCAUUCAGGGUGAGCUACUUGGUCAUUCGUGGCCCCUGAAGGACCUCCUCUAUUUAUUUCGGUUCUUGUAUUCUACAGACAAAAUGUAGCCUUCGGGUAUUUUCAGACUUCUAUUCCGUACUAUGUUAGCGCUCUUGUACCCUUUGACCAGAUUUUGGGGUUGUCGUGACAUUUCUAAUUAUGAUAAGCAUUUAAGACUUGAUAA
Lycium barbarum (goji berry) is the source of this 2576-nucleotide messenger RNA. RefSeq lists its product as uncharacterized. The transcript has 6 exons. Lineage: Eukaryota; Viridiplantae; Streptophyta; Magnoliopsida; Solanales; Solanaceae. The coding region runs from base 592 to 2283 and encodes 563 amino acids. The record is from RefSeq and is a predicted model, not a curated record. Gene Ontology annotation, molecular function: nucleic acid binding; zinc ion binding.